ACAUUUCCUGGUGUGGGAAUCAAGCGCCUCUGAAAAUCAACAACAGCCUGAAAUCGCGCUCCGUCCCCGGGCUCUCCUGCAGCGGCCAUGCAGACCCGCGCUCAGCAGCAGCAGCAGAAGCAGCGGACCGCGGCGGGGUGUACUGAGAGCUGUGUGCGCUGAGCGGCAGAGGAGCGGAGGGGUGUCGGGCUGCAGCUCGGUGGUCUGGCAGCAGGAGGCGGAGGAGAGGAAGAGGGGCGACGCUCCGUUAAUGAAACUCCGCUGCGAAUCGCGAGCAGGGGAAUCUAAUAGGCAGAGGAAUAAAGCCUAAAAAUCCAAGUGCUGGAUCGCCGUCCACCAUGUUAAGAUAGAAACACGAAACUGUGUACUAAAGAUGCUAAAGCGACUGGACAAGAUAAGGUUCCGAGGACAGAAGCGAGACGAGUUCUUGGAUCUGGCUGAGUCGCCCAACGCGUCGGACAGCGAAUGUAAUGAUGACCUCUUGAUAAAACCUCGAGUGUCCAUCAAAGAUGCAGAGGAGCUCCGAGAUCCUGCUGGUCCAGGGUCUCUCACCAUGGCUGCUGCCAUCCAGGACUACCAGAGGACGGAGGCAGACAGGCUCAAUGAAGUCAAAGGUCACCUCGAGAUUGCCUUAUUGGAGAAGCACUUCCUUCAGGAGGAGCUGAGGAAACUUCGAGAGGAGACGAACGUCGAGACGCUGAAGCAGGAGCUGGACAAGGAGCGUUCGAAAAGAGUGGACCUCGAACAGAAGAUGAACGAAAUUCUCAAAACCAGGCUUGAGGACUCUCCGCCACCACCUUCGAAACCUCAUGGUCCUACUGUCAAUGGAACAGGAGAAAAACAGAAGGAUUCGAUGAGGUCUAAGCUGUGGAAGUGGCUUUACGAGCGUUUCGGUGUGUAUAUAGAGGACUUCCGCUUCCAGCCUGAGGAGAACACAAUAGAGACAGAGGAGCCACUCAGUGCUAAAAGAUUAACUGAAAACAUGAGACGACUCAAGCGAGGUGCUAAACCUGUCACCAACUUCAUGAGGAACCUUUCUGCCUUAUCUAGCUGGCACUCUGUCUACACAUCAGCCAUUGCCUUCAUUAUCUAUAUGAAUGCUGUGUGGCAUGGCUGGGCCAUUCCCAUGUUUCUAUUUUUAGCCAUUCUACGCUUGUCCUUAAAUUACCUCAUAGCAAAAGGCUGGAGGAUACAGUGGAGCAUUGUGCCCGAGGUGUCUGAGCCCAUGGAGCCUCCAAAAGAAGACCUGACUGUUUCAGAGAAGUUCCAGUUAGUGUUAGAUGUAGCUCAGAAAGCACAGAACCUGUUUGGAAAGAUGUCGGAUGUUCUGGAGAAAAUAAAAAAUCUGUUCAUGUGGGUUCAGCCAGAGAUCACUCAGAAACUGUAUAUUGGCCUGUGGAUGGCGUUUAUUGCUUCCUGCUUACUGCCAUAUAAACUUCUGGGUUUUUUAAUCGGACUCUAUGCUGGAAUCAAGUUCUUUAUCAUUGACUUCAUCUUCAAGAGCUGCCCCAAACUUAGGGACAAAUACGACACCCCCUACAUCAUAUGGAACAGCCUGCCAACCGAUCCACAGCUCAAAGAGCGCAACAGCGCCACCCUCAACAGACGGCUGUCUGGGUAUGAAAAGCAGAUUCAGCCUAUGGUAGCACGUGGUAGCCUGGCAGCUGGAAUGCCAAGUGGCAUCGGUCGUGAAGAGGAGAGUGGGCGUGCCUACAGCACCAAGCGAGGCCCUUUCCAUGAAGUCUUCAACCUGUCUGAGAAUGAGCGCCCCCUACCAGUGUGUGAGAAUGGGUGGAGAUGCUGCUUAAUCAACCGAGACAGGAAAAUUCCCACUGAUUACAUACGUAAUGGUGUCCUCUAUGUGACAGAAAAUUACUUAUGUUUUGAAAGCUCCAGCUCCCGGUCCACCUCUUCUAAGAAAAACAAAGUCAUCAAACUUCAAGACAUUACAGAUAUUCAAAAGUAUAAAGUUCUGUCAGUAUUACCUGGAUCUGGGAUGGGAAUCUCAAUAGCCACGCCUUCCACACAAAAGCCUCUAGUGUUUGGUGCCAUGAUUCACCGAGAUGAGGCCUUUGACACCAUCUUCACCCAGUACACCAAGAUCAUCGGCGCCACUCCCUUAGUCACAGUCACCAACCCAGAAACAUAGAAACGUGGAGCACACAACUGCCCAGUGGCACGCUGAAAACGGAGACGUCCGUUCAGAAGCAGCUCCUUCCGCUUCCUCUCUUCCAGCAGAGGACGUGCCAGGACAUCCAGAACAAAACGGAAUCCAUCUCCCAUAUCCUCUCUGUGCUGCGUUUUUAGAAAGGUGUUUUAAAGACAAGACACUUUUGACCUGUACACUGGCGUUUACUGUGACUUGCGUAGCAAUCUGCUGACUAACACUCAAAUGCCAUUAUGGAACAGGAGCUGGUUCUCCUCACCUAUUAUGAGAAGAUUCUUGUCUGGUGUACGUGUGUGUGUAAGUGUGUAGGUUUCUAGAUUUGUGUCUCUUUACUCAGUCUUGUCACAUAGCUUUUAACCCAGCCUUUUCUUGUUUUCUUGUUCCUCCUGUCUUUUUAAUGUCUCGUAUCACGUCUAGCCUUGCAAAAGGAGACACACUGCAGCUUGUGGUGGAAAUCCUUUUAGUAGUGAGAAAUAAGACGCCUGUGGAACACCAUAGCUUAAAAUGUCUCUCACAGAGCAUAGCUGCUUCAGUAGCUGCAUCACCAUUUUUUUAAUCCCAUGCCAAGUAAUACCAAGGUUAAUACAAGUACCAGUAACAAUACAUAUACAUUUAGCAUAAGACUUUUGAACUUAGACAGGACAAGAACAUUUCAUGUUAAUGUGGGCAUCAGAUUUACUUCUAUUACUAUUAACUGCUUCAGGACUUUCUGUCACCACUUUGGUUAUAAGUGCGAAUGUGUGAAGCUCCGAGAGACAGCGGAAGAAAAAGUGGUUCCUGACCUACACAAUUACUUGCUUAAAUCUUUGUCAGAAAUGAUUAGCUUCUGAAGAACAUUCCAUUUUAAAGAAAAUAAUGAUUGUAUUUAAUGAUAAAAGAAACAAUCUGAAUAUUGAUUUAAAACAUUUCAUUCUCAGAAGAAAAAACAGGAUUAUAAAUAGUGAUGCUAAGGGGUCAACUGAAAUGUUUGAGUUCUCUCUACACUUCAGAUAUGGGCAGAAAUGUAAAACAACAGCCUUUUAUACUCUCUUUAUAACCUCUUAAAUAAUGCUUUAUUUGAAUGUGUUUAACACUUUCACCUUAAUCAUAGUGCACUCUCUGGGCCUUCUGUAGAAUUAGGUUUAAAAUUGCCUUUCUCAGUUAACAGUGUUCACUCUGAAGUCACAUGUUCUUGCAAAGUACAAGUGACUUCAUACAAUAAGCACAACAGCACCACAAGGUCUUAUCCAUCACCUGAAUGUUCAUAAGUCUGGAAAUCAUGAAGGGUUGAGAGUUGAGGAGAUUUACUAGUGUGUAUAUAAUUGCGCAUGUCAUUUAUUCGAACCAUUUCACGUCUUUCAGUAAUACAUAAGAGUUCAAUGUUUCUGGCAUAGGUACGCUUUAAUAGCAGCUUGGAGCAACUAUGCUUUCAACAAUCCGUGUAAAAGGUUUGAUAAAUUUGAUAACUCAAGUAUCCAAGCUUACAUAAGUGCUAUAAAAGUUGUCAAUCAGUACUAUAAAUUACGUAUGAUUGCUUACAGGACCUCGGAACUCGUGAUGGGUUAUUGUAUUCUUUGCUUUAAUAUUAUUAUUUUUUUAUUACAUAUUAUUUGAAGACUAAUGAAACCACAGCAUGGUUGUUAAAGAUAGGAGACCAUGCUGAACCACUGGGAGUCCUAUUAAUUUUUAUGGGCCUCAAAUUUCUUGCCACAAACAAAUAAUAUAAAAAAACAGGUCUUUGAUUGGGAUGCUGGAGAGAUUUGUUUAAGAUGCCAAGAAAAAAAAUCUCUGUUCCUGUGUUCACCUGUAGGUGAUGUAGUUUACUGAAAUCUGUGUACCUGAAUUAGUCACAUGAUGCUGUAGUAAUCUGCACUUUAUAUGAUGAGAGUAGCAUUUCUUGUGUAUUUAAGUGCCCUGUUGCUACAGUUUUGGCACAUUUAAUCAAAUUAUUAUUCUCAGUGUCUCACUCCCUGUCUGUCAUUUUAAUAAUGUCAUUUAAGCUCUUUUUGGUUAAACCACUGAUUAAGCCCUCUUACCGGUGUGGAUUAUUCUGUGCUAAAAGAAAACAAAGUGGUUUACUAUAUGAUGGUGGAGAAUCGAGCUGUUAGUAAUUGAUGUAUUUCACAAUCAGUCACCUCACAAUCAUGACAUGUGGGUGGAAUCCAGUCAGCACAUUAGAGAAGAAGCACAGAAUGAUGACGUUAUUGUUUUUUGCCAAAUAUGUCCGUAUUACUGUUUGCCUUGUCCUUAAACUACUUUAUGUUUACAGAGGUUUGAGUCCAGCUUUGCUUGUCUUAGGCUAGUUUGAUCCCCAGAGUAAUCUAGGGGCAUGAAAAUGAGCCCGUUGUCUUUUUGUAAUGGUUGUUAAUAGACCUGUGAAAGGGUACAAAACUAAUCAUAGCUGUGCAGAAAUGAAGGGGGUUUGGUUGUACUUUUAUUUUGCAGUGUUUCCUCUGGGCCUUUAACCUCUUUCUGGCAGACCCAGAAUUUCAGUAGUGGUCACUUCAGAUGAUGCACAUAUAAAUGAGCAGCUAUAGGUGAGCUCUACGUUGUUGGGCAAAAUGUAAGUGUUAUUCUGUUUAAUUUGAUUGUCUAUAGCAUACAGACCUGUGUAAGUGUGGCUAGCCAAAGACUAACCCUGGAUUAAAAUCACUUUUUAGUGGAGCCAGCGUUAAGAAUAACCUGUAGAAGAAAAUGAACAUGUCAAAUUCUUAUUAACUGCAUUUGAUCAUUUUUGGGUUACUGAUUUAUAUUUUUUUUAAUUAGGUGUAUAUGUCUUAAACUUACCUUGUGAUGUUUUUAAUUUGGUUGGACGUAAAAAUCUCAGAGAUGCUCAAAAUCAGUAACCUGUAGAGAUGCCCUGUGAUAUCUAUGAAGAAAUGAUCACACACACAAACACAAAGGUUUUCAUGUUAAACAAGCCUCUGAACAGUUUAUAAAGAAUUUGUCUAAUGUAUACGUGUUGUACUUUUUUGUAUUUAAGUAAAACAAUUUAUUAACAAUCCA
This is a messenger RNA of Astyanax mexicanus (Mexican tetra), 5152 nucleotides long. It is a transcript of the gene gramd4b, whose product is annotated as GRAM domain containing 4b. The coding region runs from base 374 to 2149 and encodes 591 amino acids. The transcript has 21 exons. NCBI's taxonomy places the organism in Eukaryota, Metazoa, Chordata, Actinopteri, Characiformes, Acestrorhamphidae. Gene Ontology annotation, biological process: negative regulation of toll-like receptor 9 signaling pathway; apoptotic process. The record is from RefSeq and is a predicted model, not a curated record.